GCGGUGACACCGGCCGGAAGUGGUGCGGUGAGUGUCAUGGAGACAGGUGAGAGCAGCAGGUGCCAGUUUCUGGAGCUGCCGUGGGAGGAUGUGCUGGUUCCCCAUGUCCUGUGCCACCUCCCGCUGUGCCAGCUGGUCUGCCUGCAGCGGGUUAGCAAGCAGUUCCGCACCUUGAUCCAGCUUUACUUGGCAAACUAUCACACUCUGGACACCUCACAGGUCGGGAAUGCCAUCCCUCAAGACGCUUUCUGCAAGUUACUGAAAGACAACACGGUACUGCACCACUUGAUGGUAGGGAGCUGCUCCGAUUGGCUGACGGAUAGCGAGCUCUUGCCAGUGAUUGGUCAAAACCAUCACUUGGAGAAGGUUGACAUCACGGGCUGCCGAGGCCUGAGCCGACGGUCUCUGGUGGCCUUGUCCCUGAGCUGCCCGAACCUGCAGCACCUUUCCCUCAGGCAGUGCGACUGGGUGGAUCCCCUCUCCCUGCGGAGCCUGGCUGAUCGCUGCUGCCAACUUCUGUCAGUUGACCUGACCGCCUGUAAGCAGCUGAAUGACGAAGCCGUCUGUUACCUUGUCCGGAAGUGCCGAAAGAUCAGGUCGCUGUCUCUAGCUGUCAAUGCGAACCUCAGCGAUAGUUCGGUGCAGGAGGUGGCGAAACAGUGCAGCGAGCUUGAACACCUUGAUCUGACUGGCUGUCUUCGCCUUCGGAAUGAGUGCAUGAGGACAGUUGCAGAAUAUUGCACGAAUCUCCACUCGCUGAAAGUGAACCAUUGUCAUAACAUAACUGAAGGGAGUUUAGAAGUUUUGCGCAAGAGAGGUGUGGAUAUUGAUGUGCAGCCACCACUCCAGCGGGCACUUGUCCUUCUGCAGGACGUUGUGGGUGUUGCUCCAUUUAUCAACCUUCAGAUCUGAACUAUUUGGGUGAACUGGUUCCUCCAUCCCACACAUAUGCACUCAAAACUUGUGGUGGUUAUGUAAACUUAUAUUAAAGUAGAUGGUAUAAUAUUUCAGCAGUGAACUGCUAAUCCUUUGUCAAAUGUGCAGUAUUUCCAUGGCUAAGUGUAAUAUUGAACUGAAUCAAGACCAGUUACUGACAUCCUGUUCAGGUGUGGGUUGCUGUGGUGCAGAGUCAUUGAGAUGAAGUUCCUCUGUAAAUGAUUUUUGGUACUGUAUAUUGACAAGUGGCUAUGUGGGCUAUGAUAGUUUUACUUCUGUUUACAAAGUGAACCGCAAAAGCCAAAAUGUUAACAGUAAAUCAACAGUCUUGUCUUUCCAGCUCAUCUAAAAAGGUACCAGUAUUUAUUUGAUUUAAGAGAUUGUAGUUAUUCACUUACAUUCAAGCUGUUUUAGUCUGGAAGGUAACAGGUGGAGUGUUUGCAGUUAGCAGCAUGCAGCUGAUGACUAGUCAUGGUCUAUGGAAAGCACAGUAACAUAGGUAUGGUAACAUGAGUGUGUUAAUUUUAAGCAGAGUUAACACAUUUCUCACAAGUGACUGCAACAGGUAAGAUUAGGAAGGGGGCCUGAGUAAGACCAGGACUAAGUGCAUUUAUUACAUCCUGCAAAAAGACAGGUUCACAUUUAAUAUCUUUUACCUGCAGGGUGUGUUGUUUAAAGUGGUGGCAAUUGGAUGGGUAUGUUCAAGGAAGAACCACAGGCUACCUGUGUGAGGACUGUUUGGGAAGAGACUGGAUGUCCACUGUGAAAAGAUGAUUGGGAUGGAGACUUCAAAAUCAUGCAAGUGUCAGAGAAGACACACACAUAGAUGUGUAAACCUUGCACAAUAGAAGAGCAAGAGUUGAGUUUUAAAGAGAACUGUUGAGAGUGUGUUGCUAGAAAAGCACAGCAGGUCAGGCAGCAUCUGAGGAGCAGGAGAAUUGACGUUUCGGGCCAGAGCCCUUCAUCAGGAUUGAACGAAGCCUCAUCAGGAGCCUGAUGAUGGACUCCAGCCCGAAACGUCUGUUUUCCUGCAUGUUGGAUGCUGCCUGAUCUGCUGUGCUUUUCCAGCAACACACACCACUCUGAUCUCCAGCAUCUGCAGACUUCACUGUCUCCGUAUCAGAGAAUUGGUCAGGGGGCGGGUAGGAGCAUCCUAGAACAAUUGAAACAAGAUUUGUUUUUGUAUCUUGGAAUGAAGGUAGAAAUGAGCUGUGCCUGGCUUUAGAACUGAGAUUAGAGCCAGAAAAAUCCCUAGAUAUGACUGUUGCUUGAGUAAUAUUUUUGGUAGUGGAGUUAUGGUCGUAGAGUUGGCCGUAGCCAGGUGGAGGCCCUUCUGCCUCACUGAUCUGCUUGGAACAGACAGAUGAGCUUCAACAGCCACUUUUAGCAACGUACCAUUUAUCUUUUCACAAAGUUAUUUUGAUCUCCCUCUCUAAACUGUGAAUCUUGGUCCUAAAUUCACCUACUUCAGGAAAUACUUCACACUGUCUACACUUAAAAUUUGGAAAGGCAAUCAACUUCCCCUGCUCUAGUUUAAGUCUGUAAUACCUGAUCCCUAACAGUAGCCCAUCAGAUCUACACAAUGCUUCCUUUGAGGAGAGUAGGUCUUUUGAUAUGCUCAUGGAAUCAGUCAACAUUGAUUCCAUAAUAGGUGGGACAAAAUCACCCACAGCAUUUCCAACAUUGGCCAUAGCUCCACAGUGGCCCAGAUACACAGCACCAAGCACCCCAGUGAGCUCCUGAUAGCUCCUAUUCCUGUUUUCAACCAUUUGUAACCAUUUUUGAUGACAGCUGUGAAAGACCUUCCCAGAAUCAGACUAAAGAGGAGGCUGCUAUUUGGUCCAUUGCAUACUCAUCUCUUAAAAAUGACACUGUCCUAACAUAACACACCAACUAUAGUACGCCUUCCCUGAAACCUUGCGAAGCUGUCUUUUUUUUAAGUAAGUACGCAUUGCACUUCUGUUUUGAUUGAAUCAGCUUCCAGCACCUUUUCAUGCAGCACAUUCCAGAUCAUAACCUGUAUAACUGAAAAGAAAUUCCUCAAUAUCCCCUCUGGUUCUUUUGGCUAAUUAUCUUAAAGCAGUUAAAAGGUAAGAUACUGUGAAUGCUGGAGAAACUCAGGAGAUCUAGCAACAUCUGUAGAGAGAGAAACAGAAUUAAUGUUUUGAGUCCAGCAUUACUGUUCAGGAAGAGUCAAGCUAGACUUAAUGUUAACUAUUGUCUCCAGCGAUACUGGUAGACCUGAAUUUCUAUGCAUUUUCUGUACUUGCAUCUUAAGUCAGUGUACGUUCAUUACCUAUAAACUUGUCAGUAGAAAGAUUUUUAUUUACUCUUUUCAAACACACUCAAUCUUAAAUAUCCUGUAAAUCACCCCUAGUCUUACCUUCCUGGUGAAUAAUGUCAGUUUCUGUAGUCUUCGAGAUCAGUAGUCAGUAUCAUUUUUGGUACUAUUUUAGUAAAUCUCCAUUGCCUCAUCUGAGAAGACAAGCCAAUGAUCUUGAUCUGAACAUUCUUAGCUCAAGAAAUUAAUUGCAUAAUUAUUUUCAAACUGAAACUCAUACAGCUCUAUUGUUAGAAGGCUGUGGUUCUAUGCUCCAUUCCAGUACUUUGAGAUAUAAUCGGAGUUGAAAUUACAAUGCAGUAUUGAAGGGAAGCUAAGCUGUCAGUCAUAUGGUUUCCAGAUGAGCCAUGAAAGAUUAACUCUGAUAUCCUGGCCAAUGUUUACAGAGGAUUGGGAAUCCUGACCGACUGUCAGCCCUGGUCACUGCUGUCUAUGAACAUUGGCAAAUAAAAGUUGCCAAUUUCUGCACAAUAAAUAACUUAUUUCAAGAAAAUGUGUUGUGGUUAUGAAUCACUUGGGAAUAUCCUGAGAAAAUGUUAUAUAAAGUUCAUUUUCUCACCUGAAUAAUUGAGCUCAAGAACUACAGUAUUUACCAACAGUGUUCUUGAUUAGGGAUGCUGAUUUAACCAGUUAUUCUGAUACAGCUAUAUUGUCAAUGCUAUAGGGUGGAUCUUUCUAAUGGUUUUUUGUACACUAGUGCAAUUUGUUACUAGAGUAUCUCUUAGCCAGUGUGUGUUGGCCCAGACCAGGUCAAGGAGGAAGGUUCCUUGAAGGAAAUGAAAAAUAUCAGGCAGCAUGCUGAUAGCAAAAUUAUCAAAACCCAUUUUAUUACUGAGAAGCAACACAGCAAAUUUAUUGAAUGUAAACAGUGCCACAGAACACAGAAUCAUACACACUGUAAACAUAAGUGAACAGAUUAUAAUAAAAG
Molecule: messenger RNA, 4205 nt
Organism: Hemiscyllium ocellatum (epaulette shark)
Lineage: Eukaryota; Metazoa; Chordata; Chondrichthyes; Orectolobiformes; Hemiscylliidae
Gene: fbxl15
Product: F-box and leucine-rich repeat protein 15
Exons: 4
Coding region: 37-912 (291 amino acids)
Molecular function (GO): protein binding
Source: RefSeq, a predicted model, not a curated record